UUGCUGAUUAUCAGUUGUUUCUUGAACUUGUGUGGAUUCAUUUUACAAAUAAUUUUUUUUUUCAUAGAUAAACCUAGUUGUAAAACUAUCUAGUUGUAAAAAUGUUCAAGAGCAAUUUUAUUAUUUUUAUAUUCAUCGCACUUUCGGUAUUAAAUACAACCAGUGCAAAACCUAAAGCUGAUAAAGGCAAAGGUGUUGCCUCAAGUUCAUAUGAUACUGAAAAAAUUUGGAGCAAAUUUAACGCAACAAACAGGAAAGGCAAUAAAAUGGUCGAAUAUCAAAUUCGAAAUAUACCUAGCACACGAUUUGAAGAGGCAUUGUCUUUGAUGGAUCAAUUUAUGGAAGAUGAACCAAUCAAUGAUGAUGAAGGUGAAAGUUAUUUCCAAGUGAAAAAUGAAAACCAUUGGAGAUCAGUUCUGAAUAAUAAAAUGUCGGUGGCCUGUUUUGAUGAUGAGGAUAAAAUGGUUGGCCUAGCCUUAUUACAUAUAGGCAGAAAAAAGGGUUCGAAAAACAAAAGAGGCAGACCAGUGGAUAUAACUUUGGAUCUAUUGAAUGUUGAUAUUUUCACACUGUAUGGAGUUGAGGAAUAUUUGGGCAACGAUGGUUUAAUUGUUUCGCGAAAAUAUCGACGCCGUGGAAUUGCAAGGCAGUUUCUCAUGAUAGGAAAAGACAUUUGUGCGGAAUAUGGAUUAGAAGCAGCAGCAACUGUUGUUACAUCUGAUACUGUAAAUAAAAUUGCCACUGAUCUUGGAUUUCAACUUAAUACAAGCAUUAACUAUGACGAUGAUUUGACAAUAACAUUGAGAUCAAUAAAAUUUGAACACAAAUAGCAUCGAUCCGUCAAGAUAGUUUGUAAUUGAGAAAAAUUAUGGCAUCACAUCUAUUGAUACCAUAGUGAUUCAUACCAUUAUUAUUUUUUAUUAUUUGCCUAUUUAUUCAAUUAUUUAUUUUAUUUUAUUUUAUUUUAUUAUUUAUUUAUUUAUUUAUUCUUAUUUUGUUACUUUUUUAUCAUUUUUAAUUUAUUUUAUUUCCAAAAUAUAUUUAAGAUAAUAUUAAGUAUUUCCUCUAAUUCUCCUGAAUUAGACCGGUUUUGCCAUGGUUUUCCGGAUCCAAUAUCGGUAUUUAUAGUAACUCGUAAAUACCCUCCUUCCUCUAUAUUGUAUCUCUUUUUGAAAGUCGCACCAUGGGCGGAAUUUAUACCUUGGGCACAUAGCCAGCAUGUGUCUAGUUCACUAGACUCACACAAUGGUAUAAAUUUAAGAUUGGUAAUAAAUAAAAUAAAAUAAAUAAAAAUUCACCUACAUCUCAAUCUAUAAACCGUGUGAUUUCGAUAUUUUGAGCCAAAUUUUUGAAAUAAAAAAUAUUGAAUACACUGUA
Messenger RNA from Contarinia nasturtii (swede midge), 1377 nucleotides. RefSeq lists its product as uncharacterized. The record is from RefSeq and is a predicted model, not a curated record. Bases 102 to 830 code for a protein of 242 amino acids. The transcript is spliced from 5 exons. NCBI's taxonomy places the organism in Eukaryota, Metazoa, Arthropoda, Insecta, Diptera, Cecidomyiidae. Gene Ontology annotation, molecular function: acyltransferase activity, transferring groups other than amino-acyl groups.